UCGCUCACUCCCCCGGCAGCCAGCCCGGGCGAGGCGGAAGCCUGCCGGCUCGGGCCGGGGCUCGGGGGCGGGCCAGGCGAGGCCUUGCCCUGACGACGCCUCCAUUUUGCAGGCUGUGCUGCGGGGCGAGCGGGCGGCGGCGGCCGUGAUUGAGAAUGUCGUACCCAGGAUAUCCUCCCUCAGGCUACCCUGCUUUUCCUGGUUAUCCUCCUACAGGGCAAGAAUCUGUUUAUCCACCUGCCGGGCAGUAUCCUUACCCUGCGGUGCCCGGAGGUUUCCCACCUACUGGAAGUGGAGGGUACCCUCCUGCUCCACAAGUAGGUGGAUUCCCGGGGGCUGCGGGUUACCCUGCACCUGGUGGGUAUCCACCUGCACCUGGUGGCUACCCUGGAGCUCCUCAGCCUGGUGGGAUGCCAACUUACCCUGCAGGUCCUGGGUUUGGAGUACCUUCUAAUGGAUCCAGCUUUGGCUAUCCCCAGCCUCCAUCCCAAAGCUAUGGAGGAGGUGGACCAGCACAAAUGCCAGUCGGAUAUCCUGGUGGGCAAACACCUAGUCCAGUACCUCCUCAGCCUGCAGCACUGGUUCAAAGUAUGCAAGGCACAAUUCGACCAGCUCCCAAUUUUGAUGCAGGGAGGGAUGCAGAAGUUCUGCGCAAAGCUAUGAAGGGUUUUGGGACGGAUGAACAGGCCAUCAUUGAUGUGGUGUCCAGCCGCUCGAACAGUCAAAGGCAACAAAUCAAAGCUGCUUUCAAGACCAUGUAUGGCAAGGAUUUAAUUAAAGACUUGAAGUCAGAGCUAAGUGGAAAUAUGGAGGAGCUGAUCCUUGCGUUGUUCAUGCCAAGCACUUACUAUGAUGCGUGGAGUUUAAGGCAUGCAAUGAAGGGCGCAGGCACCCAGGAGAAUGUGCUGAUCGAGAUCCUUUGCACAAGGACAAACCAGGAGAUUAAAGAAAUAGUCCGGUGUUACAAGACUGAAUUUGGAAGAGACAUUGAGCACGAUAUUCGGGCGGAUACUUCGGGACACUUUGAACGGUUACUUGUAUCCAUGUGCCAGGGUAAUCGGGAUGAAAAUCAAACGGCAGACUUCCAGAAGGCCCAGCAGGAUGCUCAGCGCCUUUACCAAGCUGGCGAAGGAAAACUGGGCACGGACGAGUCUUGCUUCAACAUGAUCCUGGCCACAAGGAGCUUCCCCCAGUUGAAAGCAACCGUCGAAGCUUACUCUCAGAUUGCUAACCGUGACCUACUAAGCAGCGUGGGCCGGGAGUUUUCAGGAAAUGUAGAGCGUGGCUUGAAGGCGAUUGUGCAAUGUGCCCUGAACCGCCCAGCCUUCUUUGCGGAGAGACUUUAUCAUGCCAUGAAAGGAGCCGGCACAGACGACUCUGCACUUGUGAGAAUUGUCGUCACUCGUAGCGAGAUUGAUCUUGUACAAAUCAAGCAGCUGUUCACCCAGAUGUACCAAAAGACUUUGGGAACUAUGAUAUCCAGCGACACCAGUGGGGACUACAGGCGCUUGCUCCUGGCAAUUGUGGGUCAAUAGUGAGCACUGCCACUCUCUCAGAGGAAAUGAGCCAACGAUCCCUACAUGUAUGCGUAUGACAAUGUAAACCAAUAUCUGCUUCUAAUGGAUGACUUGAGGGGGCCUUUAUUUUGCACAUAUAAAUUGCCUUAAUUUAGCAUGCCAUGUACUUUAAUAAUGUAAAAUAAGACACUUGCGGUUUAUAACUUG
Molecule: messenger RNA, 1724 nt
Organism: Eublepharis macularius
Lineage: Eukaryota; Metazoa; Chordata; Lepidosauria; Squamata; Eublepharidae
Gene: ANXA7
Product: annexin A7
Exons: 13
Coding region: 156-1535 (459 amino acids)
Cellular component (GO): cytoplasm
Molecular function (GO): calcium ion binding; calcium-dependent phospholipid binding
Source: RefSeq, a predicted model, not a curated record